AUGGCUUACGACAGUGCCAUCACGGUGUUCUCCCCGGACGGCCAUUUGUUCCAAGUGGAGUACGCCAUGGAGGCGGUCCGGAAAGGCACUUUGGCAGUCGCCGUUCGAGGCACGGACGUGGUCGUCAUCGGCGUGGAGAAGAAAAUGGUCGCGAAGUUACAAGAUCCACGAACGAUGCGGAAGAUUCAAAUGAUUGAUGAUCACGUCGCGGUGGCGUUCGCCGGGUUAACCGCGGACGCGAGGGUGCUCAUCAACCGAGCGCGAGUGGAAGCGCAGUCGCACAGGUUAACUUUGGAAGACUCGGCGAGCGUGGAGCACAUGGCGAGAUAUAUCGGUGGGGUGCAGCAAAAGUACACGCAAAGUGGUGGCGUUCGGCCGUUUGGUUUGUCGACGUUGAUUUGCGGUUUCUCUCCGGAAGGGAACGCGGAAUUGUGGCACACCGAUCCGAGCGGCACGUACACGGCGUGGAAAGCGAACGCCAUCGGUCGAUCGAGCAAACCAGUAAGAGAGUGGUUGGAAAAGAACUACGAGGAGAAAAGUGGCGACGAGUGCGUCGAGUUAUGCGUCAAAGCGCUUCUGGAGGUGUGCGAACCGGGAUCGAAACACGUAGAAAUUGCCGUCGUGAGGAAAGGCCUGGACGGCGCGGACACGUUGGACGAAACCGUCGUCGACGCGGUGAUUAAGAAAAUUGAAGACGAAAAAGCAGCCGCGGAGGAGGCGAAGAAGCGACGAGCGCAGGCCGCGGAAGAGGCGGCCAGAGCCGCGCAGGGGUAA
Molecule: messenger RNA, 774 nt
Organism: Bathycoccus prasinos
Lineage: Eukaryota; Viridiplantae; Chlorophyta; Mamiellophyceae; Mamiellales; Bathycoccaceae
Product: Proteasome subunit alpha type-7
Exons: 1
Coding region: 1-774 (257 amino acids)
Biological process (GO): ubiquitin-dependent protein catabolic process
Cellular component (GO): proteasome core complex, alpha-subunit complex; proteasome core complex; nucleus
Source: RefSeq, a predicted model, not a curated record